CGGAUUCAAAGUUGCGCUGCUUCUGCAGAUGGAAUGCUUGAACUGGAGACAACGCAUACAGCAAGAAGCAAAUAUUUUUUUGGAGCAGAUGGAAUGAUAGUUUUGCUCUAUCAUGUUUCACAAGCCGAACGCAGCCGUGUAAAAUCCAUCCACCUGCGGCAGAACCAGCAGUAACCAUGAUUUGGACUAUUUUACUAUCCUACUGCGUGACUUUUGUCUUUGGGAAUAAGACCGAUGAACGGAUACCUUUCUUUCACGGACAUGUAUUUGAGAACUCGCCACAGGGAUCUAAAGUGAACGGACUGAGUAUACCGGUAAAGCGCGUUGACGCACAGAAAUGGUGCUCCAAGUCCGGAAUGCACCUGAAACUCAUAGGAGACGGCAGCGAAGACUUCCAUGUAUUUGCUCACCACAAGCGCGGUCACAUCUUACUGAAAACCUCCAACAUACUGGACAGGGAAGAGCGCGCCGAGUACCUUUUGAGUCUGGGUUUAUGUUGUCAAAACUGCGCAUCGGCCGACCGCGUGGUUGCAGAAGUUGCAUCUGUCAAAGUGGACGUGCUUGACACUAAUGACCACGAACCCACCUUUCGCCAUGCAGAUGUCAAGAUAACUUUAGACGACGCCACGGCCCUGCGUUCGGUGGUGUAUAAAGUGAAGGCCGUGGACACAGACAGUGGUAAAAACGCAGAACUUAUUUAUUUCUCCCUCCCGAAAAAUGGCAGUUUUUAUGUUGUGCCCAAAACCGGCGAGGUGCUGCUUGUAGACUCGAUAUUAGGUUUGUCAUCACCUAUUAGAUUUAAUGUAUUUGCCCGGGAUCACGGAUGGCCCUCUCGGACAAGUCAGAAUAUGGAGAUGGAAAUCAGCCCCCGACAACUGCCCGCGGCACAGCCGCCGUCCCAACUGCCUCAGGGCAGCGGCUUCUCCCGUAGGUCCAGGUCCUUGCAGGAACCUGACAAACCUGUCGUUAUCAGUGUGUCAGAGGAUGCCAGCGUUGGUUCAGUUGUGAUGAACUUGAAUCGUUUCAGUCGGUUUCCAUCGGCAAGCUUUGAGUUGGUUUACCCCGGUGCGGAGAAUACACCAGUGUCGGUCAGCCGUGACAGCGGGGAUAUUGUGAUUUCCAGGCGUCUUGACCGGGAGACGGAGCCACUGGUGGAAAUAACUGUCAGAGUCCAAGAUAAAAGGGGCCCUGAGAGGUACCUGGUACGGAUCGAGCUCACGGUCAUGGACGUGAACGACAACGCACCUGAGUGGACCAUGGUCCCUUUCCCAUACUUGGCAGUGGUCUCGCCGGACGCCCCCACUGGCACCUUGGUCUACAAGCUCCACGCUCGGGACGGAGACGAGGGGAGCAACGGAGAGGUGGAAUACAUCCUGUCUGAUGGAGGAGAUGGCCGUUUCGAGGUGGACCGUAAGAGCGGGCACGUGCGCACCACGGGGCUGCCGCUGCAGCGCGAGCGCGAGUACCUGCUGACCGUGGUGGCGGCCGACAGGCAGGCCAGCCGCAGUGCCCCUGCCGUGCUGUCCGUGGUGGCCGGCCCGCGCCCCCCGCAGUUCACCAACACCUCCUACACCAUCACCAUCCCCGAGAACACGCCCGAGGGCCAGGCUUUCCUGGUCACCCCAGCGCUCUCCUUCCAGAAGCAGCCCAUCAGCUACAGCCUGGUGAUCAACCCCAGCAGCCUGUUCACCAUCCACCAGGAGACGGGCGAGAUCAGCCUCACGCGCACCGUCGACUACGAGAGUGACCAACACCGCUACCUGCUGCUGGUCCGGGCCAGUGAGACCCAGAACAGCCUGAGCAGCGCUGCCGAGGUACGGGUCAUCAUCACCGACGAGAACGACUGCGUCCCGGAGUUCCAGCAGUCCAUUUACAGCAAUGACGGCAUCCCAGAGACCGUAACCACAGCAACCUCUCUGCUGCAAGUGUCGGCCAGUGACUGUGACUCGGAGCAGAAUGCUGAGAUCGCCUACUACACUCUGAGCCCGGACUUCAGCAUCUCAGCUCACGGCACCAUCUUCCCCGCCGGGCCCCUGGACUACGAGCGGCCCAACCACCUGUACGAGUUUGUGGUGAUGGCAGUGGACAGGGGCGAGGAGCCGCGCACCGGCACGGCCACAGUGCGCCUGCGCAUGGCCAACGUCAAUGACGAGCCCCCGGAGUUCUCCCAGCAAGUCUACCGGACCUUCGUCUCCGAGGACGCCGGACCCAACACGCUGGUUGCCACGGUGCUCGCCAAGGACCCCGAUGGUGAUGGGAUCACCUACAAGAUCUCCGCAGGGAACGAGGAGGGCAACUUUGUGAUUGACAGCCAGAAAGGUUUGAUCCGCCUCCGCUCCAGCCCGCCCCCGAGGCUGCAGGGGGUGGAAUAUGUGCUGAACGUCACAGCGACGGACGACAACGCCUCCGGAGGUCCACAGCCCCUGUCCACCACAGCCCAGGUCGUGGUGAGAGUCGAUGAUGUCAACAACAACAAGCCUGUCUUCGAGCAGUGUCAGCAGUAUAAGGAGCGGAGUUCUGUCUUGGAGAACCAGCCGGCGGGGACAUUCGUGGUGCAGGUGCACGCCGUGGACGCAGAUGAGGGGGCCAAUGGGAAAGUGACGUAUGGCUUCAUGCACCGGGACAGCACCAUCCCCGCUUUUAAUAUCGACCCAGACACAGGUGUGAUCGUCACGGCCAGGAAGUUCGACCGUGAGCGGCAGAGAGAAUACGCUGUGACGGUGACAGCCACCGACCAGGCCGCCGACCCGCUUAUUGGAAUCUGCCAGCUCAACAUCCUCAUUCUCGAUGAGAACGAUAACAGCCCCAAGUUCGAGAACCUCCGAUAUGAAUACUUCCUGCGUGAGGACACCAUGACUGGCACAAGUUUUCUGCGUGUGGCUGCGCACGAUGAUGACUACGGCUCCUACGCGGCCAUCACCUACUCCAUGUCCAAAGAGCAGCCUGAGUACCUCCAGGUCAACCCGGUCACUGGCUGGGUCUACGUCAAACAGCCCAUCUCCCAGAGAUCCUACAUCAGCAGGCAGAUUUUCGCCACAGACGGGGGAAACCGAAGCAGCUCAGUCGAGCUGGCGGUCACCAUCACCAACGUGAAGAACCAGCCCCCACAGUGGGAGAGGGACACUUAUGAGGUGGUCCUACCGGAGAACACCGUCAGGGACACACCCGUAGUGACGGUCAAAGCCACCUCACCGCUGGGAGACCCCAGGGUGACCUAUAACCUGGAGGAUGGGAUGGUGCCGGAGACCAACAUGCCCGUGCGCUUCUACCUGACGCCCAACCGCGAAGACGGCUCCGCCUCCAUCCUGGUGGCCGAGCCGCUGGACUACGAGACCACUCGCCACUUCACUCUGCGUGUGCGUGCCCAGAAUGUCGCCGCUGUGCCCCUCGCUGCUUUCACCACGGUCUACGUCAACGUCACAGAUGUCAACGACAACGUGCCCUUCUUCACCUCAUCCAUCUACGAGGCCUCCGUGACCGAGGGGGCAGAGAUUGGGACCCUGGUGCUGCAGGUGUCGGCCAACGACUUGGACCUCGGCCUUAACGGAAAGAUAUCCUACUCUCUGCUGAACGACCGCAGUGGGGACUAUCAGUUUUUCCGCAUUGAUCCCGAGGUGGGCUCCAUCUACACAGAGGCGGUGUUCGACCGCGAGACCAAGGGCUCCUACCUGCUGGAGGUGAAGUCAGUGGAUGGAUGGGAGUCAGCUAGGCCGGGCAGACAUGGGCAGCCCAACUCGGACACGGCGUAUGUGCGCAUUUUCAUCAGUGACGUCAAUGAUAACAAGCCCAUCUUCGCCCAGGCGGUCUAUGAAGUCGACGUCGACGAGGAUGCUGAUGUUGGCUCCACCAUCGUCACCAUGAGCGCUAAUGAUGAGGAUGAAGGUGCCAAUGCCAAGCUCCGCUACCAGAUCACGUCAGGCAACACGGGUGGGGUGUUUGACGUGGAGCCAGAGGUGGGCACCAUCUUUAUUGCGCAGCCUCUGGACUAUGAGCAGAACAAGCGAUACACCCUCCACGUGCUGGCCUCCGAUGGGAAGUGGGAGGACUACGCCACCGUGGACGUUAAUGUGGUCAACAAGAACGAUGAGGCUCCGGUGUUCACCAUGAACGAGUACUAUGGCAGUGUGACAGAGGAGCUAGAUGGCUCUCCUGUAUUUGUUCUGCAGGUAACUGCCUCUGACCCAGAUAAGGAUGCUGACCAAGAAGCCCUGCGGUAUUCACUCCAUGGCCAAGGAGCAGAGAGUGAGUUCAUAAUUGAUGAGGUGACAGGGAAGAUCUACGCCCAGCGGACACUGGACCGCGAGCAGCGUGCCGCCUGGCGCUUCGUGGUGCUGGCCACGGACGAGGGCGGCGAGGGGCUCACGGGCUUCACCGACGUCAUCAUCAACGUGUGGGACAUCAACGACAACGCGCCGGUCUUCGCCUGCGCGCCCGACAACUGCCACGGCAGCGUACCGGAGAACUCGCUGCCGGGCACCGCCGUCAUGGAGAUGACGGCCACCGACCUGGACGACGCGGCCGUGGGCCAGAACGCCGUGCUCACGUACCGGAUCUUGGGGAGCGGCGGCGGCGAAAUGUUCACCAUCAACCCGUCCACGGGGACCAUCUCGGUGGCGCGCAGCGGGCUGGACCGCGAGCUGACCGACGCGUACACGCUGGUGGUGGAGGCGCGGGACGGCGGCGGCAUGAGCAGCACGGCCACGGUGAGCGUGCGCGUGAGCGACGUCAACGACCACGUGCCGCGCUUCCUGGAGCGCUCGUGCCACGCCGCCGUCCCCGAGAGCGCCGAGCCCAACGCGGCGGUGCUGGAGCUGGCGGCCGAGGACGCCGACGCCGGCGAGAACUCGCUGCUCACCUUCAGCGUGGUGGCCGGCGACCCCGAGCAGAAGUUCUUCGUGGAGAGCCAGCGCGCCGAGCGGCGCGGCACGCUGCGCCUGAAGAAGCGACUGGACUACGAGCGUCCGGCCGAGCAGCGCUUCAACCUGACGCUGCGCGUGGAGGACCUGGAGUACUCCAGCGUGCUGCACUGCGUGGUGGAGGUGCUCGACUGCAACGACCACGCGCCCGUCUUCAUCCCCCACUUCCUGCCGCUGCCGCCCGUCCGGGAGGACCUGCCCGUGGGCUCCAGCCUGGCCACGCUGGCCGCCACCGACUCGGACUCCGGCCUCAACCGCCAGAUCACCUACAGCAUCGCCCCGGAGUCCGACCCCCUCCACAUUUUCCGCGUGGACCAGACCGGCCUGGUGACAGUGGCCAGCCCGCUCGACCGGGAGAGCGCCCCCCAGCACUACCUGGUCAUCCUGGCCACGGACCACGGCACGCCCGCGCUGACCGGCACCGCCACCGUCCAGCUCUCCCUGGUGGACGUCAACGAUAACGGUCCAGAGUUUGAGGCGGCGUACGCCCCCGUAGUGAUGGAGAACGCUCUGGGACCUCAGAUUGUGAUGCUGAACCAGACGUCGUCGCUGCUGCACGUGGUGGACAGGGACGCAGAGGAGAACGGCGGGCCCUUCACCUUCACCAUGCCGCUGGAGUUCCGCCUCGCCAACGACUUCUACCUGCAGGACAACGGCAAUGGCACGGCCACCAUCACCGCCCUGCGCGAGUUCAACCGGGAGAGCCAGAAGGAGUUCUUCCUCCCCAUCAUCAUGACGGAUAGUGGUCACCCUCCAAUGACAGUCACAAACACGCUCACGGUCACCAUCGGAGAUGAAAACGAUCAUGCCCACCAGGCGGGAGAGAAGGAGAUCUACAUUAAUAGCCAUAGAGGACGAAUGCCAACCACCAUCUUGGGGAAGGUCUAUUCCCCCGAUCCGGAUGACUGGGACAACAAGACCUACGCCUUUGAGGGACACAUCCCAAACUACUUUCUCCUGAACAAGCGGACAGGCUUCCUCACCAUCAAGGAGAACACCCCGGCGGGCACCUACAGCUUCCAGGUGCGCGUGUCGGACGGCCUGUGGCCCGACGCCGUGUCCACCGUCACCGUCCAUGUCAGGGAGCUGCGCGACGAGGCCAUCCACACCUCCGGCUCACUUCGUCUGGCAGACAUCACUGCCAAGGAGUUUCUGGAGCAACAAGUGCGUGGCAAAAGCCGCUUCCAGCUGCUGGCCGACUUCCUGUCGGAGAUGCUCUCAGUCAGUGCGGACCACAUCAACGUGUUCAGCCUGGCCGAGGUGCGGGACAGGACUCUGGACGCUCGCUUCGCCGUGCACAGCGCCCCCUUUCUGAAGCCGGAGAAACUGCACGGCUACCUGGCCGCCCACAAACAGAAGCUGCAGUCCUUCCUGCAGGUGAAUGUGACUCAGGUGUACGUGGACGUGUGUGCCGAGGCGGCGUGCAGUGUGGGCAGUGGCUGCUCCGGCCAGCUGAGCGUCAGCGACAAGCCCAGCGUGCUGGACUGCGGCAGCGUGGCCCUGGUGACCGUCACCGUGGAGGCCAAGGCCGUGUGCAGCUGUGCCGCCCGCGAGCACCUCCACCAGACCUGCGCCUCCUAUCCCAGAAACCCCUGCUACAACGGCGGCAUGUGCCUGGACACGCAAGGAGGCUACAGGUGCCAGUGCCCCCCUCAGUUCGAAGGGCCCGAGUGCCAGCAGACUAAGCACAGUUUCCAUGGCGAUGGCUACGCCUGGUUUCCUCCCAUCAUGCCCUGCUUCGAGAGCCACCUCUCCCUGGAGUUCAUCACAGAGGUUGCGGAUGGCUUGCUGCUCUACAGUGGGCCUAUUGCCCAGCUUCAGCCCUGGGACCUGGAGGACUUCAUGGCCAUAGAGCUAAUUGAUGGCACACCCACUCUGAAGAUAAACCACGGCUCAGGCACACUGGUCCUGCAGUUGCCAGGCAACGUGAACGUGGCGGACAGACGGUGGCACAGGCUGGACGUGCGGAGCAACAGUAAGGAGGUGCGCUUCACCCUGGACCGCUGCUCCUCGGCCGCCGUCAGGGAGAUGGAGGGCGUGGGGAGCUGGCUGACCUCUCAGGACCACACCCCGUGCGAGGUCAGCGGGGUCACCCCCAACAUGGACAGGCACUUGAACAUGAGCCAGGUGUUACAGCUGGGCGGAGUGAACGAGAAUGUGCCCUUCGUGUACCCACAGCUCCAGCACAAGCACUUCACCGGCUGCAUCCGCAACCUGGUGGUGGACAGUAAGUUUUAUGACCUAGGUUCGCCGGCAGAAUCAUCCGGAAGCAGUCCGGGGUGUAUGAUGACCGACAGCAGCUGUGUGAACAUGGGCUAUCCCUCCUGUGGUCUGCGAGGACGUUGCCACGGCGAGUGGGGAUCCUUCAGCUGCCAAUGCUUGCCCGGCUACACCGGACACCAGUGUGAGCAGGAUGUUCCGGAGUAUUCUUUUGACGGGCGGAGUCACAUCCACUACCAGCUGGCUUCUCCGCUGGUGGCGCGGCGUACCCAAGUGCAGCUGAUGGUGCGCACACGCAAGCACACCAGCGCCCUCCUCAGCCUGCAGUCCCGCGAGCAGAGCGAGUACCUCCGCCUUGAGAUCCUCCAGGGCAAUCUAGUUGUCCUCUACAACCUGGGUGAUGGCGACUUCAACCUCACACUGCCAGCCUAUCACCUUGACAACGGCGAGUGGCACGAGGUGCAUCUGGAUCGCCACGACAAUGAGCUGACCCUGCGGCUGGAUGGGGGAGGCGGCCAGCGCGAGGUCACCGGGGCGCCGGGCCGAAGCCGGGAGAUUGUGAUUGACCCCACGGUCGUACUGCUGGGCAACACCUUCCCCUCUGCACCCAACAAGAGCUUUCAAGGCUGUAUGCAGGACCUGCGUCUGAAUGGUCGCUACGUGCCGCUGGAUGGCCAGGCUAAGGAGGGUGUGUCAGUGGUCAGCUCCCAGGGCGUGUCUCAGGGCUGCUCCUCCGACUCCUGCAGGAAGAACCAGUGCAGAGCGCCCUUCACCUGUGUGGACUUGUGGAGGAUCCACGAGUGCAGGUGUCCCUCAGGUCACAUGAUGAAGGGGAACACCACGGGCAAGUUCUGCAUCUACACGUUGUGCGCCAGCCGGCCGUGCCACCGGGGCACAUGCGUGGCGCAGUCGCCCUCCAAGUUCACGUGCGUGUGCCCCGAGGGCUACCGCGGGCGCCACUGCGAGGUGGCGCUGGCAAUCUACCGUGACGACGUGGGCCUCAGCUUCAGCUCGCUCUUCGCCAUCUGCAUCUGCUUCAUGGCGCUUCUAGUGCUCCUGCUGGGAAUCUUCCUGUACACCCGCUGGCGAAGCUACAAAGGGCUGAAGGAGGGCGUGUACCAUGUGUCUGCACACCAUGAUGGCUGGGAGGAUAUCCGUGAGAAUGUCUUAAACUACGACGAGGAGGGUGGAGGAGAAGAGGACCAGAAUGCCUAUGACAUGGCGGAGCUCCAAAAGUCUCUGCAGCCCAGCCCGGCCCAGUCGGUGCAGUACAGCCGCUCGCGGGCGGUGCAGCUGCACGCCCACUCCGUUCAACAGCAGUCGCUCCACCAGCAGCCUCCGCACCAGCUCCACCACCACCACCACCAGCAGCAGCAGCAGCCGCCGCAGCAACAGCCCCCCUUGUGCCAGCCAGCGACGCCCCUGCAGACCCUCCAGCACCAGCCGGACUCGUGCGCCCGAUCCAGCAGCAGCAGCAGCAGCAUGGCCGCCUCCUCGUCCACGGGCCCGGCCACCUCGGCCGCCACCACCACCACCACCACCACCCUGCUCCGCCGGGACGUGCCCCCCGUGCGCACCCCUGCCCAGGGCCAGAGCUCCAGCGGCCGGGCCGCGCAGCUGGCCCGCAAGAGCCUGUCCUUCUCUAGCCAGGACCUGGCGCGCUACCUGUGCGAGAUCAUCCGCGACGCCGACCAGCACCCCGAGACGGCGCCCUUCGACUCCCUGCAGGUGUUCUCCACGGAGGGGGGCGGCUCGCCUGCCGGCUCCCUCAGCUCCUUCAGCUCGGCGGGGCUCGACGAGGACCACAGCAGCGGCGGCAGCGGCACCGCUCCCGACAGCCUCAGGGAGUGGGGACCGCGCUUCGAGAAGCUCAAAGCGCUCUACGAGAGAGCCGAGGCCAGUGACCUCUGAGCAUGCAGGCCGAGACGUUAAAACCUCCUCACGGCACGAUAAACCCAGGAGAGAUUCCCACUGGAGAACAGAAGCCCAGUGACACCUCAACAGACACUUUGGGAAUUAGACAGGAUCAGGAGAUGGCAAGUGGGAAAUGGAAGUUUAAAAAAAACACACACACAUAAAUCAAAAACUCAUACAUUGUUUUAUCACUCUCUUUAUCCAAACUUCCCAUGUUUGAUGUGUGGGCUCCUGAAACUGCUGCCCAUGUGGUCUUUCGGAGUUCAUCUGACACUGCAGAAGCAGUGACACCAUAUUACUGAGCUGUUACAUAUGGCACUUACUGCAGGGGUUGGAAACAGCAGACCCUCUCUGGCAGUGACUUGCGGAUGACAAUGAUGUGUGGGAGAGAUGCUCUCUAUUCUCUGUUUGUUGACCACACUUGAGGACUGCCAAGCGCCUCUUGGACCUUUCUAAUAUGCCGUUCUAUAUGUCUGUAUGCUGUCAGUGUUUUAAAAAAAGAUGAAUAAAUAUUACAAGAAGUGCUUUGACGUUUAA
Messenger RNA from Alosa sapidissima (American shad), 9587 nucleotides. RefSeq names its product neural-cadherin. Gene Ontology annotation, cellular component: adherens junction; catenin complex; plasma membrane. NCBI's taxonomy places the organism in Eukaryota, Metazoa, Chordata, Actinopteri, Clupeiformes, Clupeidae. Gene Ontology annotation, molecular function: cadherin binding; calcium ion binding. The record is from RefSeq and is a predicted model, not a curated record. Gene Ontology annotation, biological process: multicellular organism development; cell-cell junction assembly; calcium-dependent cell-cell adhesion.